Molecule: messenger RNA, 6475 nt
Organism: Psammomys obesus (fat sand rat)
Lineage: Eukaryota; Metazoa; Chordata; Mammalia; Rodentia; Muridae
Gene: Znf518b
Product: zinc finger protein 518B
Exons: 3
Coding region: 373-3582 (1069 amino acids)
Biological process (GO): regulation of DNA-templated transcription
Molecular function (GO): RNA polymerase II cis-regulatory region sequence-specific DNA binding; DNA-binding transcription factor activity, RNA polymerase II-specific
Source: RefSeq, a predicted model, not a curated record
AGCCGGCGGUGUAGAUGCCUGUCCGUGCGCUGAGAUCUGGGGCCGUGAGGUGCCGCGGCGUCCGGGCCUGUUGGCGCAGCACUGGCUUCUGAGCAUAGAUGUCUACACCACAGCUUGAAGUCCUGAGACCUGUGGUCCUCAGUGGUUAAUAAGGGCUGAAAGAAGAGGAAGAGCCACAGAGACUUGCCACACUUUUGACUUCUGGGCCUGGAAUAACAGUGCCCAAGAGGCCAGGAAUCCUGGCUGUGACCUCAGCACACAGGACAGAGUUUUAACUGGAUGCUGUCUGCCACCACUUUCCACCUCAGUAUGACCUACAAAAUCCACGUACCAUCUCCAGGCCUAUUGUUUUGAACAAAGCAGAUAAAGAAGAUGAAGGAUAUUGGAGAACAACUGUACUCCACACAAGUGAAUGGUGGACCCAGUUCCUUGACCAUGUCCCCCAAACAGCCUAAUGCUUCUAGAGCCACUCGGCUGGAUAGACAGGAAGCACAAACCCUAUUGUACCAAGGCUCAGAGGCAGAGGCUGCCACAAUGACCAUUGCUACUUGUGUACAGUGCAAAAGUGUUCACAAGAUUCCACCUCAAGACUUCAGGAAGGGCCCUGGGCAGAGCCAGAAGGAAGAUGCUUAUGUCUGUUUCAAAUGUAGCCUUCAAGCAGUGCCUGCUCAGCUCCAUUUUGUGAACAAUAACCCCAGUGCUGCCCAUGUUAGAAACGAGACGGAAACCAUCUCGAGUCCUGUAAAUAAAUUUAAGGUUAGGAACUUCAAGCCAGGCAAAUACUACUGUGAUAAAUGUCGGUUCUCCACAAAGGAUCCGCUGCAGUACAGGAAGCACACGCUGCAGCACGAGGAGAUCAAGUUCAUCUGUUCUCACUGCAGCUAUAUCUCCUACACGAAAGGGGAGUUCCAGAGGCACCUGGUGAAGCACACGGGCAUCUUCCCUUACCGAUGUGAGUACUGUGACUAUGGUGCUAUUCGCAAUGACUACAUUGUCAAGCACAGGAGGAGGGUCCACGAGAGGGCAGGUGCCAAACGACCACUCAAAACCGUGGCCAAGCUGGAGCCCAAGAGAACCAGCAUUUCAAAACAGGGCGUGGAACUAUCAAAGGCUGCUAGUCCCAGGGCUGCCUUCCAAAAUAAGUUGUCGGACCAGCUGUCUCGGUUCUCUCUCCAUGCCAACAAAGACAAGACACACAAUGUGAUGUUGUUACCUGAGCUAAAGAAGUAUCAAAAAGAUGUAGUGUGUAUUCCUGAGCCAAGUGAGGUGAGCCUGUUGGGGAAUAAGAAUGUUGAGGUGGAAGUGCUGUGCCCCUCAAAGGAGCCUGUGCAACCAGGUAUGCCAUUAACUGUUGUGGCACCCUCGGAGCUGGUGGUCCCCACCAACUGUCUAGCCCAGCUGAUUGACGUGAAGGUCGUCAAUGGCACACAGCAGCUUGUACUUAAGCUGUUUCCGUUGGAAGAAAACACCCGCCUUGAGACAGGCAGAGGAAAUGGAGUUACUGCUGAGUGUAUGACUACUGAGAAGGGCUCGGGCAGACAGGAAAAAAUGCUCUCUCCAGAAGCAGCGGGGUCACAAGCAAUGGAAGGGAAUACUGGAGAGUUUGUGGGCCUUGAUCGCCUGCACUCUUUGGUUCAGAAACAGCUUAAAAAUGUGAAGUGGGUGAAGUCUUGCAAUUUCUUCAUGCCCAAUUCUGGUCUACACAGUCAUCAAGAAUCUUUUCUAGGUUCUGAUACAAUUAAAGAUUUGCAGAAAACUCACAAUUUGUGUCCACCUAGAGCCCUUCCUUCUGUUGCCUUAAAAGGUCAUUCUCCAAACUCUGUACAAAACAGUGUUCCCUGUGGUCCAGGAGCCACAGCAAACCCUUUCUUGAAUAAAGUAGCUCUUUCUUUUGCUGAAGAUGGUAGGGGUUCCCGAAGUGACUCCCAGCAGCUCCUUCCGCUUACCUUGUUGCCUGCGCAGGUUUCCUUCUCUGGAGAGAAGGGCAUACUGCCUAUAGGUGAAAAUGACUUAGAAUCCAGGAAUAGGAUUACUCGUCCUGAAACAAUACUUUCCUCUGACAGGAAGCUGGAAGACAAGAAGGUAGAAAGCAAGGCAGUGGGAAAUACAGGCCAGGUUUCCUCUGCACAGAAAAAAGAAUAUUUACGUAUAAACAUUACUGGGGAAGAUAAACUGAGAUCCCAGAAGCCUGGGGAUCAGCCUGUGCAGAACCCUGAAAAGACAAGUAACACAUUUGAAGGUCCGAUCAUCUCAUCAGUAUUUUCUCUGAGCUCUGGAUCUGAAAAUGUGCCAGAGGGCAUUAAAUGGAAUAGUUCAACAACCAAAAUAAAGUCCAUUGAACUGCUGCGCAGAAAGAUAGCACAGUUAAUUGAGUCUUGUGGCAAGCCUUCCUCUUUGUCUGCCAACGGUGCUCAACGACGUUCCAUAGAGCAGACACCCAAGCUAACUUCAAAAGCAACUCCCACAGCUGUUCAAGAAAUGAGUGUGUCCAUUUCUGGCCCUGGCCCUGGUCCUGGCCUUAAUGUGUGUUCUUUCCAAAAACCUCAGAAUGAGAGCAGUGUUACUGGCAGCGGGCACCUUGCUCAGCAGCAGAUCUGUCCCCAGUUUGUCAGUGGUGAUGAUGAGAAAAUGGAAAGCAGGGUGAUCAGAAAGACUCCUGUUGCUGCGCCAGUGCUGAUCCCCAAAGGGGCUGUGUUGAGGGUUCUUAACUCCUCUGAAGAUGCUCACAUCAUCGAGGCUACCUGUGACACACCCGUCAGCAUAUCCUGCAGCGAAGCAAAACCACUUCCAUUCUGCCCAGUGAAACAGACAGGCACAGGCUUCCAGCCCUUGGCAUGCAAACGUGGGCCAGCAGACAGGUCUCCAAGUCUGGAGGCAUCUCUUAGGCCCAAAUCGAGAAAAGAGGACACUCUCUGUAGUACCACCCCUAAGAAGAUUAUCCCUGUGUACAGCACACAGCCAGGAAGCAGUGACUGCAGCAGGCAAGGAAGGCCAAUUUCUAGAAACCUAACUGUAAGUAAGAACAAAACCAAGCAAGUAAGCUCAGCCAAGAAGAAAAACAAGAUGCAGGCUGAUCCCAGCCGCUAUUUCAAAGACCCUUCCUUUUUUCAGGUUGCAAGGCAGCUGCGACUAAUAGCUGUCAAACCAGAUCAAUUGAUUAAAUGUCCCCGUCGGAACCAGCCGGUCAUCGUGUUAAACCAUCCUGAUGUGGACUCUCCCGAAGUGACCAAUGUGAUGAAGGUAAUCAACAAGUACAAAGGCAAUGUCCUCAAGGUUGUCCUGUCUGAAAGGACUAGGUGUCAGCUGGGUGUUCGGCGGCACCAUAUGAGGCUGACCUACCAGAAUGCGGAGGAAGCAAACCACCUGAAGAGACAGAUGAUGCUGAAAAUGAAACUGAAAAAGGUUCAUAAAAACAACUACCAGGUGGUGGGCUCAUUGCCAGAUGACCCUGCUCAGUGUGUGUUUAAGUGCUGGUUCUGUGGGCGCCUCUAUGAAGACCAGGAAGAAUGGAUGAGUCAUGGCCAGCGGCAUUUGAUCGAGGCCACCAGAGACUGGGAUGUUCUUUCUUCAAAGGGCAAAUGAGUAAAAAUUGGUCUUUGAAAAUCGGUUUUCUUCUAGUUUUCCUGGCUUAGGGUUGCACCCUAGACCCUCAAUGCAGUAGAUGAAAGGGGGUUGCCAGAGUCACCAUAGGAAAGUUGAGAGACCCUUUCUUAUCUGAGCUCUGUGUCUGGACCAGGAGAGGUGUGAGGGCCUUGAAAUUCUAUUUGCUGUUGGAAGGAUGUAAUCUGAGGCCUUUCUUGCUUAGUGCUGAUUUUUCUGGGUAGACACAUGUUUCAUAAUCCAUUUAGAAGGGCAGGUUUAUGAUUUACAGGCUUCUCAGAUGAAAGCUAGUAAAGAGUUAAGCCUCUCUUAGUGCACACAUCCACUUUGAUUUUUGCAUUGACUCUUCCAGAAUAUUAGGUACAUAAUAGAAAUUACAUAUUUUUACUUGAAGGGUCAUCUUAAAUUUGGUUACAUGUAUGACCCCUCCCACUAGCAGUGUUCUGCGAAGCCAUGAGCUUUGCUUUCACUGGUCUUGCAUCAGCAACUGGUGUUAGGAAAAGAAGAGACAAAUAUUCAGUAUUUAGCUUUUGCUUGCUUUUAAAAUAACUUGAUUGGUAAUAGUUGGGUAGGAAAUAUGUAAUUGGUUUUUUGUUUUUGUUUUAGGUAAAGAAGGAAAAAUAUAUAAAAUUAAGUCUGUUCUCUUAUCGGAUGCUCCACCAAACAUAAAUGGCCAUUUUAAAAUGUGAAGGAGCAGAUUCAUUAAAACAGAUAAACCUUGGUAGUGCCACUCCAUGUGGACUUGAAAGCCCGCUGUGAGGGUCUGCUGUGGCUGGCUUUUCACCUGGGGACCUAUGCAAAGCCCCAGGGGAUGCCACCACCGUCUUGAGCAUAGGAUCAUAGGGUUAUCCCCCAGGCCAGAUGUUCUCCCUUUCCCCCUUUCUGGUAAGAUCCUCCUGAGGAAGAACAUGGUCUCUGUGAGCACUUUUCCUCCUGCACACUGGUGACUGCAGGAGUCAACAACAUGGCAAGAGAACCCCACUCGUCUGUGGAGGCUUUAGGAACACUACCCCUGUUUUCAGUGCAAGGAGCAGGCCACUCAUAGUCUUGCCACAGAUGCUCGCGCUCUCUUGCUUACCUUUGCUGGGAGGAUUUCCCCUCCACUAAGAGGUGUCAAGACCCAGCCAUCUACAAGGCACCUUUUCACAUUAGGAGAAAGCCUGUCUCCUGCAUAUGUAGGGCUUCCUGGCCACGGUCAGCUCAGCAGGCGCGAACCAUGCCAAGCCCAGGAGGCUGAGUCACAGGCCAGCCCUCUCUGAGACUGUCCAUUCUUAGGGGCUUAGUGCUGAAUGCCGUGAAUGGAACAGGGGAAUGGAUGGUUGGAUCUGAAAAUGGUACCAGUGACUUCUAAUCUCCUGGGUAUUCAGGCUUCCUGAUUUUGCCUUUUCACAUGGCAAGUCUUACCUUAUCCUCUCACAGUUGGGAUUGUACUCCUUUCAACUUUGUUUUCAUUAUAAAUACUUGGCUUUUCUUAGGUACAAGUCAAUACCUGAUCAUUUUGUUAAUUGAUAAUUUUAAUUUAAAAAUUGCAUUUUUAUAUAUGUGUAUAUAUGUGUACACAUAUAAAUAUUUUUUACCAUGUGCAAAUUGCAACAGCUAAUUUUCUGAUUUCCUAUUUUAUAAUGAUACAUGAGCUGUGGAAAUAUAAAGCUUUUAUAUUCUAGAAAUAAUUUAUUUUAAAAGAACAUUUUUACAAUGGUUUCAUCUCAUUUUUAGAAAAUGAAAGCACAGUAAACGGUGGGACCUAAUUCCUAUGAGCAAACGGGAGUAGACAACCCUUGUGGGCCAUUGUAUUGUGGCAUCUAGCCAUGCCUGGUGCUGGGUGGCUCUGUAAUGUGGAGCAUUCUGAGGUCUGAUCAGUGGUGCAGACUGGUGCCCUCCAUGUCAAACUUGAGUCUCGUGUAAUGUGGCAGGAGGGGCUGUGGGAUCCACUCCUUCUCUACCUCACUGCUGCACAGUCCCAUCCCUCCCAACCCCUAAUGGCUGGGACGGGAGCUGCCACAGAUCGUUGUCAACAGAAUCUUUACACUCUGCAACAGCAGCAGUUUUCAAGUAUUAUCUAGAACAACUUGUACCUAUGUGGAGCUGGAGUUAGUGAGCAGAAUAUGUAGGGAACCUUUGGGGGGAUCUUCAGAACUACAGUCCUUGUUGAGGAUCUCAGAGGGCUCCCAGAAGUCCUAAGCAUGGGAAAGGUGAAAGUGACUGACUUUUCAAACAGAGCUUUAGUCAUAGCGUAUCAUAUAGGUAAGUGUGUGGAAGGACCCCGUUUCUAACAGAUUGGAGGGAGAACAGGAACAAGGUACUUCCGUAGUCUUACCUUAACUUUGAAGGUUCUAAUCACUACAUUUUAUUGAUAGUACUUUUAAACUUAUUUUUUAAGCUAGUUUUUUUUUUAAACUUUGGGGGACCAGGAAUAAAAGGAUCUUCUUUUAUUUAUGAUAUAGGCAAGUAGAAUUUAAAAAAAAAAAAAAGCCUCUGAUUCUUAAGUGUCCUCUCAAUAGAUUAUAUUUUAUUCAAAAUUUUAUCUGCAGCCCAAACCAUUUUGUGAGCCCCCAUGAUUGGACACAUACUGUUGAACUAAACUAAACACCAUGUAUUGGCUCUCCAAAGUUCCAUCCCCUUUCUUUAGAAUAUACAUAAGCCACAUGGUGAAUUUACAUAAGAAGAUGAAGGUAUGGUGUUGUUCAGCCUUCAGAAUGACUUGAAUCUGGAAAUGUCUUUAUGAGCCGAAAACAAAACUUUGUCUUAACAUGUCAAGCGUUAACAGUUCCUGGUGAACAGUUUGUGUGUCUGCUGCUCUGGUUCUGAAACACGUUUGUAUAUAGAUAGAAAAGUUGGCAUCAAUUUUGUUUAAAUAAAGCAACUUUUAAGGUCU